AUGGGACGACUAGUCGUUGCCCUUCUAGUGGGGUUGACUGUACUGUGGGCACCACGAACGAAUGCUGCUGACGUGUGCACGGACCCGCGUCAAACGUGCGACCUCAACACGGCCUGUGCGCUGGACGCCGCCCAACUGCCCACUGGCAUGAAAUCGUUUUGUGCGCUCAGCACGACGGUGUCGCCUUGCAAGCAGUGCACGGGGUCUGGGCAGAACUGUUUCAACGCGCCUGAAUGCCAAGACUCGAUGUUUCUGUGCAACUACCUCACGGCUGCCCAAAAAGCGGCCCUGGCUCCGGCCCACCCGUGUUUGAAUGUGCCGUGCCAAUUGAACACCAACAGCCCCUCGUGCACCAACUCGGUGUACCAGUAUUGCUGUGUCCCUGGGUCCCCCAACUGCACCAACGCUGCACCCACGCCGUGUACCCCCAGCGGGUGCAGCUCGUUCAUGACGGGCACUUCCGCGACGGUCGAGUACACCAAAGUCGCGUGUCCGUUUGGCGACAGCGCGUUCACGUGCACGCACCCCGAGUGCAACAACACGUACAUCUACCAAGAUAUUGUCAACACGUUCGCCGCCAACCAG
This is a messenger RNA of Aphanomyces astaci, 585 nucleotides long. RefSeq lists its product as hypothetical. The annotation marks the transcript as partial. The transcript has 4 exons. NCBI's taxonomy places the organism in Eukaryota, Oomycota, Saprolegniomycetes, Saprolegniales, Verrucalvaceae. The record is from RefSeq and is a predicted model, not a curated record.